Molecule: messenger RNA, 1545 nt
Organism: Aspergillus puulaauensis
Lineage: Eukaryota; Fungi; Ascomycota; Eurotiomycetes; Eurotiales; Aspergillaceae
Gene: ugp1
Product: UTP glucose-1-phosphate uridylyltransferase
Exons: 2
Coding region: 1-1545 (514 amino acids)
Biological process (GO): glycogen metabolic process; UDP-alpha-D-glucose metabolic process
Cellular component (GO): cytoplasm
Molecular function (GO): UTP:glucose-1-phosphate uridylyltransferase activity
Source: RefSeq, a predicted model, not a curated record
AUGGCUACAAAGGAUCUGCCAACCCACCUGUCGUCGAACGCAGGCUUUGGCAAGCACCAUGGAAAGACCCAGUCUCACAUGGCAUUUGAAAAUGCCUCCACCAGUGUUGCUGCCUCUCAGAUGCGUAACUCCCUGAACGCCCUUGCCGAGACUGUCCCUGAUGAGAACGAGCGCAAGCGAUUCGAGGCCGAGACCGACAACUUCUUCGCUCUCUUCCGCAGAUUCCUCAACGACAAGGCCAAGGGAAACGCUGUUAACUGGGACCGCAUUGCCCCUCCUCAGCCUUCGCAGGUCGUUAACUACGAUGACAUUGGCAAGGAUUCUUCCGUCGAAUUCCUCAACAAGCUUGCUGUUGUCAAGCUCAACGGUGGUCUGGGUACUUCCAUGGGCUGCGUCGGCCCCAAGUCCGUGAUCGAGGUCCGCGAGGGCAUGUCAUUCUUGGAUUUGUCCGUCCGUCAGAUCGAGCACCUGAACCGCACUCACAAUGUCAACGUGCCCUUCGUUCUCAUGAACUCUUUCAACACCGACCAGGACACUCAAUCCAUUAUCAAGAAGUACCAGGGCCACAACGUCGAUAUCAUCACCUUCAACCAGUCUCGCUACCCCAGAAUCAUCAAGGACUCUCUGCUACCCGCUCCCAAGUCCUUCGAUGCUCCUCUGCAAGACUGGUACCCUCCUGGCCACGGUGACGUUUUUGAGUCUCUGUACAACUCCGGUACCCUGGACAAGCUUUUGGAGCGUGGUGUCGAGUACAUUUUCCUGUCCAACGCUGACAACCUGGGUGCUGUCGUGGACACCCGCAUCCUGCAGCACAUGGUUGACACCAAGGCUGAAUAUAUCAUGGAGUUGACCGACAAAACCAAGGCUGAUGUCAAGGGUGGUACCAUCAUCGACUACGAGGGCAAGGUCCGUCUUCUGGAAAUCGCCCAGGUGCCCAAGGAGCACGUCAACGAAUUCAAGUCUAUCAAGAAGUUCAAGUACUUCAACACCAACAACAUCUGGAUGAACCUCCACGCUAUCAAGCGUGUCGUUGAGGAAAAUGAGCUCGAGAUGGAGAUCAUUGCGAACGAGAAGUCUAUCCCUGCCGAUAAGAAGGGCGAGGCCGAUCAGGCUAUCUACCAGCUCGAAACCGCUGUUGGUGCUGCUAUCCGCCAUUUCAAGAACGCUCACGGUGUCAAUGUUCCCCGCCGUCGCUUCCUUCCUGUCAAGACUUGCUCUGACUUGAUGGUGGUCAAGUCUGAUCUGUACCGCCUGGAGCACGGUCAACUAGUUAUGGACCCCAACCGAUUCGGCGGUGUCCCCGUCAUCAAGCUUGGAUCCGACUUCAAGAAGGUGUCUGACUUCCAGAAACACAUUCCUAGCAUUCCCCGCAUCGUCGAGCUGGACCACCUUACCAUCACUGGUGCAGUGAACCUGGGCCGCAACGUGACACUGAAGGGUACUGUCAUCAUCGUUGCAACUGAAAGCAGCACAAUCGACAUUCCCCCAGGCUCCGUAUUGGAGAACUGUGUUGUACAGGGCAGUCUGCGUAUUCUCGAGCACUAA